Molecule: messenger RNA, 199 nt
Organism: Schizosaccharomyces japonicus yFS275
Lineage: Eukaryota; Fungi; Ascomycota; Schizosaccharomycetes; Schizosaccharomycetales; Schizosaccharomycetaceae
Product: LYR family protein
Exons: 1
Coding region: 33-182 (49 amino acids)
Source: RefSeq, a predicted model, not a curated record
ACAAAUCUCGUGUAUCUCGCUUUUCCGGCAUUAUGAAUAUCGUUCCGUCAAACACCCUGCUAACAACAGAAGAAGCGAGUUUCGUCGCAAUCAGGGUAUCUCUAAACGAAAUUUCUAUGCAAUUGAACAUUUAUUACGCGUCGGAAAACGCAAAUAUGAAACUUAUUCUCGUCCAGAAGUAGAGGAUGUUACGUUUUAA